Lepisosteus oculatus (spotted gar) is the source of this 1583-nucleotide messenger RNA. NCBI's taxonomy places the organism in Eukaryota, Metazoa, Chordata, Actinopteri, Semionotiformes, Lepisosteidae. The record is from RefSeq and is a predicted model, not a curated record.
GUCCCUCAUGGCUCCGUGACUGAGAAACAUCUGAUCCAGGCCUGACAAAUGGUCUGUCAGUCAUUCCCCUUAUCACAUUUCAGAAGUUAAAAAUGGAACAAGGAAUGCUGUUCUCCCCCACAUCUGAGUGCCAUUGGCCAGAGGGGACAUCCCAGUCCCUGUGUAGUGUGAGGUUUAGAGAAAAAGUAACUCUAGCCAGAACAAAGUGUUGCUAAAAUAACAGAACCAUUCUGUUGAAGGCAUCGUUGAGGAACAGAGCAGAAGACUGAGGGCAAGAAAGAAAUAGGAGGGAAGUGGUCGAUAGUUACAUUUAACGAUUUUCAGAGAGUUGGCCGUGCACUCUUGAGGGGAUGAACUUUGCGCUGGGCUACAAACCAUUGCUGGGGGACUUGAACACAAUGGACAGCUUGGAGAAGCAAUUGAUUUGCCCCAUCUGCUUGGAAAUGUUCACCAAACCUGUGGUGAUACUGCCCUGCCAGCACAACCUGUGUAGGAAGUGUGCAAAUGAUGUCUUCCAGGCAUCAAACCCCCUGUGGCAGUCAAGGGGCUCCGCGUCCAUGUCAACAGGAGGGCGGUUCCGAUGCCCUUCCUGCCGCCAUGAGGUGGUCCUGGAUCGUCAUGGCGUCUACGGCUUACAGAGGAACCUACUGGUGGAAAACAUUAUUGACAUCUACAAGCAAGAGUCCACCAGACCAAUCCAUACAAAAUCAGAGCAGCAUCUGCUGUGUGAAGAGCAUGAGGAGGAGAAGAUCAACAUCUACUGCCUGUCCUGUGAGACGCCCACAUGUUCCAUGUGCAAAGUGUUCGGAGCACACAAGGGUUGUGAGGUGGCUCCUCUGCAGAAUAUCUACAAACGACAGAAGACAGAGCUGAGUGAUGGGAUAGCCAUGCUAGUUGCUGGGAAUGACAGAGUCCAGGCAAUGAUUUCUCAGCUGGAGGAGAUCUGUCGAACAAUUGAGGACAACGGCCGGAGACAGAAGCAGCACUUGUGUGAGAAGUUCGAUUCACUUUACGCCAUCCUGGAGGAGAAGAAAAAGGAGUUGGUGCUGUGCAUCAGCCGGGAGCAGGACGAGAAACUCGGCCACGUCCGCUCCCUCAUCCGACAGCACGGGGAUCACCUGGAGGGAGCCUCCAAGCUUGUGGAGACUGCAAUCCAGUCCAUGGAGGAGCCCCAGAUGGCUGUCUUCCUACAGAGUGCUAAAGAGUUGAUUAAAAAGUAAGUAAACAUUUCAUAGGUGUUUUCUUUUUCCAUAUUACUACAGUCAUAGAUCACCUCAGGUUAGCAUUCUCUGUUGUCAUUUACAUUGAAUUCCUUCACACCCAAAUUUCAUUGUGACAGCUUAUGCUCAGUUCUUCAUAUCUCCUCUACUAAUCACUGCCUCUGAUUUCCCUUUCUAUGUGUGUUACUAUCAUUUUAUUGUGUUUUUGGAAUGUACUGAUGGAAUUUGGAUUUUAAAAUAAUAUUAACCUGGAACCAUCUGUCUGUAAAUAUGAUCUGGUUUCUGCAUUAAAUUUAAGACUAAGUUUUUGACUAGCACAUUUUGAAAAAUAAAUUAAGUGUACUGUUCAGACCAACGGAAAGG